AUGCUGCCAUUGUCUGCCCGCGCUGCACGCACAUUGCUCCGUCCCUCGACGGUAUCGGCGACCCGGCGCGCGUCUACUGCUGCUGCGCCCGGCCCAGUCACUCGCGUCACGACACUCCCAAACCGCGUGCGCGUGACCACCGAGGCCAGCCCCGGACAUUUCCACGCCGUCGGCGUAUACGUUGAUGCCGGGUCGCGCUUUGAGAGCCAGCGCACGAGCGGCGCGUCCCACUUGUUAGACCGACUUGCGUUCAAAAGCACCGACAAACACAGCGACGAGGAAAUGAUGACCCUCAUCGAUCAGCUCGGCUCGCAGAUUACAUGCAGCUCGUCGCGCGAGACGAUAAUGUACCAGUCGACCGUGUUCCCCCAGUCGCUCGACCUCGCCAUGUCGCUUCUUUCAUCGACGAUCCUCCACCCCCUUUUGCUUCCCGAGGAGCUCGAGGCGCAAAAGGCCGCAGCCGCAUACGAGAUUAGAGAGAUCUGGGCCAAGCCCGAGCUCAUUCUUCCCGAAAUCAUGCACACGGUCGCGUUCAAGGACAACACGCUCGGCAUGCCACUCCUGUGCCCUGAGAGCCAGCUCGAUGUCUUGGGCGACGCCGAGAUCCGCGGCUUCAUGCGCGACUGGUACCGUCCCGAGCGUAUCGUGGUUUCGGGCGUUGGCAUGCAGCAUGAGGAACUGGUCGAGCUUGCCGACAAGCACUUUGGCAGUGUACCUGCCAGUAGCGAGACGCAUGUGCAGAGCUCGCUUCGGCCCGGUGCGUCGGCGCAGCCGCUCGGAGCGAAGGGCUUUGCGACAGUCGUAAACCCCCCAUUGGAGAGCGACAGGCACCUCGCAGCCGCCAAGGCAGUGUACACUGGCGGCGAGGAAUACAUGCUCAAGCCCGAGGAGGAGUUUGUGCACCUCUACAUUGGCUUUGAGGGUCUCGGUGUCCACGAUCCCGACAUUUACGCUCUGGCAACACUGCAGACUCUGCUCGGUGGCGGUGGUUCGUUCAGUGCAGGCGGACCUGGCAAGGGCAUGUACACGCGCCUGUACACAAACGUUCUGAACCGUUACCACGCGGUCGACUACUGCGCCGGUUUCCACCACUGCUAUGCCGACUCUGGUCUUUUCGGCAUUGCAAUGAGCGUGUACCCUCAAUUCGCGGGGAGUGUUGCCAACAUUAUCGCGCACCAGCUGGACACGCUUACUCGGCCGCAGAAGGGCGGUAUUUCCCAGAUCGAGCUCCUGCGCGCAAAGAACAUGCUCAAGUCGCAGCUUGUUAUGGCGCUCGAGAGUCGGUUGACUGCUGUCGAGGAUCUUGGGCGGCAGACGCAGAUCCACGGACACAAGGUGCCGGUCGAGGAGAUGUGCGCCAAGAUUGACGCGCUGACGAUUGAUGACCUGCACCGGACGGCUACACGUGUCCUGCGGCCGAGCUCUCGCACCGUUCCGCUCAACUAUGGUUUGGGCAGCGGUGAGCCUACGAUUGUAGCUCAAGGCCAAGUCGAAGCACUCGGCGACGUGCGCGGAACGCUGCGCGCGUGGGGACUGGGCAAGCAGCCCUUCUAA
This is a messenger RNA of Cutaneotrichosporon cavernicola, 1554 nucleotides long. RefSeq lists its product as uncharacterized. Gene Ontology annotation, molecular function: metalloendopeptidase activity; metal ion binding. The record is from RefSeq and is a predicted model, not a curated record. Gene Ontology annotation, cellular component: mitochondrion. The coding region runs from base 1 to 1554 and encodes 517 amino acids. The transcript has 4 exons. NCBI's taxonomy places the organism in Eukaryota, Fungi, Basidiomycota, Tremellomycetes, Trichosporonales, Trichosporonaceae.